AUGCCCUCUGAUGCCGAGCCCUAUAGUGAGGAUCAUGGUGGGAGUGAAGGCACGUUCCCUACCACUCCUUCUGGAGAUGGCCGCCCAUUUGGUGUUCAUCCUGCUAUCCAUCCGACCCUAGUGGAUUAUCGUUCUUAUGUCGACAUUGACUUUGACGGGUGUCCUCCGGAAAACCCCUUCGUGUUCUUGCGCUACUCACCGAUCACCAUCAGGUCUGAGGAGCUUGUUCGCCACUAUAACGUUGACUACAAGGAACUGGGCAUAUCCUAUCCGAGGCCCAUCGCCAACAUGUUCGAUACUGAUUUCUACCGUCGAUUCUUCCACGGCAAGGUGCAAGAGGGUAGCUUCCGACUGCGGUUUGUGUCGAGCCCUGAGCAGAAGGUUAAGGUGAUGAUUACUAUCACGGUCGCUAGCUACAUUCAAGGAUCUAACAUCACUGGCUUCACGUCCACCUUGUUCUCCCUUAUGGAAUGCAUUAAGGACUGCUGCGACCGCGGUAACUUUGUAUGGAACGACUUUGUCGUGUGCGCGGUCAUAGAUGGUCGACGAGAGUUCAGCAUUGACGCUCCUGAAGGGCCUCGGAGUCUUUUGUCCGAGCUCCAGCAUAUGGGUUUAUAUUACAAUGUUGAUAGUCUUUGGAAGGACGGCGCUGCUAUGGAUCGCUGUAAGAGGCUUUUUGUCGAGGACCGAGAGGCGAGGGCCUUGGGGUCCUUGACGGUCGAUCAUGGCCAACCUGUCUAUAUGCAUGUGUUCGAGACGGUGGUUCAAUUGGGAGGAGAUUCAUUCCCACCACUACAGAUGAUGACCUGCGUUAAGGAAUUUGCAGGCAUCAGCUCAGCAAGUCCUACUAUAAGUCGACGCCCUGAGUGUCAUCUCUGGGCCCUCGAGGGCAUAGCACGUCACUUCGCCACCGUGAGCGAGUCGGAUGAUCUCCAAGUCGUGUUGCUUGACUGUGGCAUCUGCCCAAUCCCAUCGGCCCUCCUCCGCUUCAGUGACGUCCUCAGUCUUGACUCUGUUGCCAUAGUCUCUGGUGACACCAUUUCGGACAGUGACCAUCAGAUACCAGUGGCCCCGGCUCCUCACCUUAUGACUCUGAACCCAGCAUUAGCUGGCUUCCUCAUGCAACGGCGAAUCGACGAUCUGCUCGACGGCAGCUCGGAGACCGCCUUGGGUGGCAACUCCACGCGUGUCAAUGUCGCUAUGUGCGCCUUAAGAUUGGACCGAGUUCAAACAGAUCGUUAUUUCGUCUCCUUGACAAAGACUGGCAAUAGAGGGCCCUACGGUCCCUUCCGAUGCAACCUCUACGUCUCGGACGACCGAGUGCUCUCUCUUGCCGCUGCCCCCGGCUACAGAGUUGAUAUGCUCAUUGGUUGUCGAACCCAAGGCUCACGCUUGAGCGAGAAGUUCGUCUCGGGCUCUGCUGAAGAGUUCAGCUUCUGUGAUUUGAUUGCCUGCGACGAUUCUCAUGGUCAUGGCGUGGUGUACUCUCUUUCCCUUUCAUCAUCAUCCCGAGACUUGCUACCUGUAUGA
Perkinsus marinus ATCC 50983 is the source of this 1530-nucleotide messenger RNA. RefSeq lists its product as hypothetical. The coding region runs from base 1 to 1530 and encodes 509 amino acids. NCBI's taxonomy places the organism in Eukaryota, Perkinsozoa, Perkinsida, Perkinsidae. The record is from RefSeq and is a predicted model, not a curated record. The transcript has 3 exons.